AUGACUGAAGCCAAAAAGCGGAGGGAGCUGCUCCCUCUCAUCCACCAUCACCUGGUGCAAGCGGGCUACGUGAGGGCAGCGCGGGAGGUGAAGCUGCAGAGCGGCCAGACGAAGAAUAAGAAAGGAACCAGUAAGACCGUGGUGACCUCUGCAUCACACCCUGACCCCCUCGAAGCACAGAACACCUCUGGAAAGCCAGGCACUGUAUCAGUGCAGUCCCAGUCCAAAAAAUCCCCAGCAGCCCCCAGAAAGCAGGCAGCACAGUCCCCCAGCAAUAGGUUGGCCUCAAACAGUGAGAAAAAGUUCGCCUUUGUUAAGCCGGUUCCCAAAACUGCCCCAGUGCCUCCAAACAAGAAGACAGAGAGCAGCAGCAGCAAUGGUGAGGACUCCUCAACUGAUGAAACAGACAUGGAGAUGGAACAGGCAGUGAGAACUCCCCAGGGAAACUCUGCCCUAGUGAGAGGGAACUCUGCUGCCUCAAUUCCUACCAAAGGGUCCCAGGAGAAAGUAGUCACCCCAUCUCCUAGGAGGUUAGUGACUAAGCCUCCAACCACAAAAGACAGGAAUUCAGAAGAGACUUCUGAGAGCAGUGACGAGUCUGAGAGUGAUGAAGAUGCUCCACAGUCUCAGAGACAGGCACAAGAAGUGAAAAAGCCUCUUCAUCUCGGUGAAGUACCAGGGAGAGUGGGCAAGACCACUCCAACCACAGGGAAAGCCGUCACUCCAUCCUCCAAGCCAAAUUUAGGAGUUCCUGCAAAGGCAGCUUUGAACCAGAAGCCAGAGGAGACUUCUGAAAGCAGUGAUGAGUCAGAAAGUGAAGAGGAGAAUGCAAAGCUUCAGAAACAGGUUAAAAGUGUCCUAGCCUCUGGUACCAAAGCAUCCCCAGGGAAAGGGGCUCUUUCUGUUCCUGGUAAGUCAGUGACUUCAAACCUCCAGGCCAAGGCACUACAACCUGAAAGUCCAGAGACUAGUUCUGAGAGCAGUGAGGAGUCAGAGAGUGAUGAAGAUGCCUCUGCACCACAGGGACAGGAAAAAUCAUCCAUGAAGACUCCUCAGGCCAAUGCCACACCAGCAACUAGAACUUCUACCCCAUCAACCCUCACUAAGGUGUCUCCAGGGAAAGGGACCCUCCAGGCCAAGACAGGUCCUCCCCACAAGACAUCUGAAGCCAAUUUGCCAGAGACUGGUUCUGAUAGUAGUGAGGAGUCAGAGAGUGAAGACAGUAUCAUAGUGCCACAGAGACAGGGGAAAUCAUCAGGAAAGGCUCCCCAAGCCAAUGCUACACCAUUGAAAGGAACCAUUCUCACUCCUGGGAAACCAGUGACUUUAGCCUCUCCAGCUAGGGUGGGACCUUCAACCCCCUCACCUAGAACAGGAACUUCAGCCAUGGCAUCUGAACCUGGAAGUUCAGAAACUAGUUCUGAGAGCAGUGAAGAGUCAGAGAAUGAAGAAGAGAUCUUCGUACCGCAGGAAAAGAAAAAAUCACCAGUGAAAGUUCUCCAAGUUAAUGCCAUUGUGACCAAAGUUGCUCCUGUCCCCCCUCAAGGGCCCCUGGGGAAAGAGGCUCUUUCUACACCUGGGAAAUCAGGGACUCUGGCUUCUGGAGUCAAGGUGUCAUCAUCCACUGAGACUUCUGGAUCAGAGAGCUCUGAGGGCAGUGAUGAGUCAGAAAGUGAAGAGGAAAAAACCCCAGCACCUCAGACCCAGGUGAAGCCUUCAGGGAAAGCCCAAGCCCAGGUUUCCCUGUCCCCACUCCCCAAGAGCCCAUUAGAGAAAGGGGUUCUCAACUCUCCUGAGAAGGCAUUGAUGGUCACUCCCAGUGCUAAGAUGGCACCUCAAGCCAAAGGAAUGGGGCCUGGGAGGUCACAGGCGAGUUCCGGUUGCAGUGGAGAGUCUGAAAGUGAAGGGAAAACUCCCAUGUCCCAGGGACAGGUAAAGCCAGUGGUGAAAGCUCUCCAAAUCAAUGCCUCCCCACAGAAAUUGACCCCACUCACCCCCAUAUCCACUAAGGGUAUUCAGGGGAGAGUGUCUACUCCAGCUCCAUGGAAAUCAGGGAUAGUGUCCCUCCAGACCAAAGCACCAGGGCCUGGGAGGGCAGCAGAGACUUCUGGAAGCAGUGAGGAAUCAGAGAGUGAAGAGAUCCCAGUAUCCCAGGGACAGGCAAAUCCCACAUUGAAAGCCCCCCAGAUUGAUACCCCUCCAGGGAAAGGGGCCCCUGUUACUCCUGUUCCCACUAAGUGCUCUCAGGGAAGAGUGUCCACUCCAGCUCCCUGGAAAUCAGGGACUCUGACCACCCAGCCCAAAGCACCAGGGCCUGGGAGGCCAGCAGAGACUUCUGGAAGCAGUGAUGAAUCAGAGAGUGAGGAGGAGAUCCUAGCAACCCAGGGAAAGCUGGCAGUGAAAACUCCCCAAGCUAACACUUCCUCCAGAAAAGGAGCCUCCACCUCCACAGUCUCUACCCAGGGUUCACAAAGGAAAGCAUUUACUCCAUCCCCUUUGAAAUCAGGGAUUGCAUCCCUCCAGAGCAAAGGAGAGGUUCAAGUCAAGAAAGCGUGGCUUGGGAGACAAGAAGAGAAUCUAGAGAGCAGUGAGAACUCAGAGUCAGAAGGCAGCAUCCCAGGACCUGAGGGCCAGGAAAAGCCUGCAGUUAAGACUUCUCCAGGUUUGGGGGGAGAGAAAGGGACCACUGCAUCAGCUGCUGAGAAGUCAGCGAUUACAAUUCAGGCCACAAAGGUGGAUUCUGGCAGCUCAGAAGAGAGCUCCUGCAGCAGUGAUGAGUCAGAGAGUGAUGACGUGGUGAUCCCUGUGUCCCAGAAACAGGUGAAACCACCUGUCAUAUCCCCCCAAGACCAAGGUGCUGAUAAGGCAGUGAUGGUCCCCCUCACCAUGGUAGAGGAGACAUCGUCAGAGAGCAGCGAGGAUGCAGAGAGUGAAGAAACUGAAAUCCUAACUUCUAUGGGGCAGGUGAAAACUGUAACAAGAACUCCCCAGGUCAGUGCAGCCUCAGGACAAUCUGUGUCUUCCUCGAUGGAACCUGAGAGGCCUACAAGGCCAGAAGAGUGUUCCGAAAGCAGUGAGGAGGAAUCCGACAGUGAAGAUGAGAUCAUAGUGUGUCAGGGGCAGGUUAAGCCUGCAGUGAAAACUUCUGGGGUCUCUGCAGCCUCAGCAGAAAAGAAAGGGCCCAUACUAGCCUCUGGGAAAUCUUCAACUCCAUCCCCCCAAACCCAGGCAAGGCUUCAGGCCAAGGAUACUAGGACUGAAAUAUCAGAGGAGAGUUCUGACAUGAGUGAUGAGUCUGAGAGCGAAGUGGAGAUUCCCGUGUCCCAGCAACAGGUUUCAAUAAGGAAGAAGGAUGAGAAAGCUGUUGCUGCUAAGAACAAUGUGGGGAAAGUGUCUCCCACAUCUCCAGGCAAACAGUUGGCUUUACCUGGUGCUACCAGGGGCCAGAAAUCAGAGAGCAGCAGUGAGCAACUGUCACCUGCCCAGGUGAUUAAAACCCCUCUGAUUUUUGUCGACCCCAACCGUAGUCCAGCUGGAAAGGCUGCUGUCCCCAUGAAAGCCAGGACAGACUCAAGGAACAGACAAGUAUCAGAGAGCAGGGAGCAAAGCUCCUCCGAGAGUGGGGAUAAGGAUGUGAUCCCUGACACCCAGUACCUGAAUCUUCCCAGUAAGACCCCCAUCUCCUACAUAUGCCGGGGGCCACUGAGGUCAAACAUUAGGCUCCCUCUCGCAGUAAAGAAUGCCGUGAUGAAAGCGUCCCAACUCUACCAAAGGGCAGGCUCUACACCCAGCACCAGCAAGCGUGAGGAGUCUAGUAGUGACUCUGCCUCUGAGCAUCAGGGACCAGGAACCUCCCAGACCACUUGUGUCAAGAGCAAAACAGCUAGGCGAGACAAGAAAUCUAAGCUUCCUGGCGGAAUCCAAGCCACACCUGUUCAGGACAGGUCUUUAACAACCACCAGCAACAGUUCAAGAAAUGAGAAAGAAGACCCAGAUGCAGUGAGAGCAAAGCAGACACAAAAUCUGGGUCUGUCUCCCAAGGACAAAGCUCCAACGAAGACAGAGAACCCGGAGGAUUCUAGCGAAGAUGAAAUAAUAGAACCUUCCCAGUCUAUCCUUUCAGGCUACGAAUUUCCCAAGUCAUCUCUACCCACGUCCAUCAACACUCAGCUCGAGAAGAUUCCUGCCAAGCAAGGAAUUAUGGGAGUUGUCUCUGAGGACCUGGCUCUGCAAGCAUCUUCCAAAGGAAGACCCCAGGAGGGGAGUGGGGACACUGAGAAAGAGAAGCAGAAAGUGGAACAGGCUCAUGAAACUGGGAGAGAUUCAAAGACCUCAGUCUCCAAACUUCAGGCAACUAAAAAGGGGUCCAAGCCAGAAGCAGUAGAUUAUAAACCACCCUCCCCCGACGAGGUGGAUGACUAUGAAAGUCUCCUAAGAACUAAGCCUCCUUCCAACCUCCCUUCUCUAGUUCAGCUCCAGGGCUCAGGCUGUAUUGAGAACUUAGGGUUUGACGAUGCAUUCUUUAAAUCCAAGGCUUCUAAACUAAGAAUGAUUAGUGACCUGCCAGAGAAGAAGAAGAAAAAUACCGAAUCCCCGAAGUUAGCCAAGGGAAAGAAGUCCAAAUCAAAACGAAAGCUGACUGAGGAUGGUCCUGUUGCUAAGUCCCCCAAGAACAAGAAGAAGAAGUUGAUGGGUGAAGACCCUAAGGAAGGAGAGCUUUUACAAGAAAAGACCCCUGCAACCCCCAAGGAGGAGAAAAGAGAGAAAGCAAGCGGUGAUGCUAAAGAAAAGAAGCCAAAGGAGGUUCAGAGCUCCAAGAAGAAGAAGGAAAAGCCAGAAGGAAACAUGGUUUCAGUGGAGGAAUAUGGAGAUGCACCAGAUACUAAGCCUAAAAAAGAGAAGAAGCACAAAAAGAAAUCCGACAAGAAGAAAAAGGACAAAGACAAAAAGGAUGAGAAGAAGAAGAAGAAAAAGAAGUCCAUUUCCAAAGAUCCUGACUCUGCCUCAGCAUCCCUUAAGAAAGAGAAGAAAAAGAAAAAGAAAGUUAAACAAGUAGAUGAAGAGGCACUAAGCAACAGGAUUUUUCUAACCACGUCAUGACAUGUCUAUGACAACCUCCCACCCUGGGAAAAAAAAGCAACCAAAUCCCAGCAUGACCUAUGAGCCAAUGGAUCCAGCAGGAGCACACUAGGGUAACGAGAGAGAGCUUCUGACUCUCGCACGUAUCCCUAAUGAAUUGAGUGAUCUCCAUAGAGAUUAUACCUAAUAUAUAUAUAUAUGUGCAUAUAUAUGUAUAGUAUUUUUUUUAAAAGAGAGAACUACCCCUUCUCCCACUGACACGCCUGUUUCUAAAGGCCUUCGGUACUCCUUGGCUUCAGAACCUUUCCUUCCCCACUUGGGUAGAAGACCCGGGGAGUGCCGCCGCCGCCGCCGCCACUGCCAUCGCUGCUGGAGACAGACAGAGCGUGUUCUGAUGGAGUCCUGGCUCAAGCAGGUGGCUUCACUUGAGGGACUUCCCCCUCCUCGUUAUCUUUUUAACUAACUUGUUUUUAAAGCUCUGCAAAUAAAAGAUUGGUGUGGAAGA
Messenger RNA from Gracilinanus agilis (Agile Gracile Mouse Opossum), 5584 nucleotides. RefSeq names its product treacle ribosome biogenesis factor 1 (gene TCOF1). Bases 1 to 5100 code for a protein of 1699 amino acids. Gene Ontology annotation, molecular function: protein binding. Lineage: Eukaryota; Metazoa; Chordata; Mammalia; Didelphimorphia; Didelphidae. The transcript is spliced from 27 exons. The record is from RefSeq and is a predicted model, not a curated record.